AUGAUUAAAUAUUCACCUGAUGGCCUAGUAAAAUAAUAAUAAAAUAUAUUAGAAAUGCCUUAUAGGUGCAGUGUUGGUAAAAGCAGGAUAAGCACUAUUAAUGACAUGGGGAAAAUCUAAUGUUUAUUAUUAUUCAUAUUUCAAAAUGAAUGAUCCUGAGUUGUCAGUUUCCUAUAACACAUUACCUAUAGCAUUAAUGGGUAUACCAUUGGCAAUUGCAUCAGUCUAUUCAUUAAAGAUAGCUGAUAGAAUAGGCUACGAGAAACUAAUAAUAAUUACAACAUCAUUAUAAUUUUUAUCAUUCCUCCUAGCGUUACACGCUAACUCUUAUUUAGAAUUCAUAUUAUUUUAUUUGGGUUUUAUUGGUUUAGGAUAUGCAUUAUUAGCAUUUCCAUUAUUGAAAUGUCUAUGGAGUCACUUUUCAGAGGAGGAAGGUAUGGUAACAGGAAUUUUAUUUGGAGUAUUUGGAUUUGCUACAUUUUUCUUUUUACUUUUGGUUACAUAUAUAGUGAAUCCCAAUAAUGAAGAAGCCACCUUAUCAGUAAUGUAUUAAUUAAUUACAUAGAUGCAAGUAGGUUCAUAGUAGUAUCUCUACUUUUCUGAACAUGUUGCAGUGAAUACACAUUAAGCAAUAAAAUAUGCUGGAUUUAUAGCAGGUACUUUAAGUGUUUGUGGCAGUUUAUUAAUAAAUUAAAGAAAAUUGGAAGUGGCAGAAGAGUAAGAAUUAUAAAUUUUGACCAGUGAAAUCUAGAAUAUCAAAAUUACUCCAAAUGAUCCUCUUUUAUAAGUUGUUAGAACUCCAUAAUUUAAAAUAAUUUUGGGAUCUUACUUUACUGUUUUCUUUUUUGAAGUAACAUUGGGAUUAAACUAUAAAACAUAUGUAUUAGAAAAGGUAAAUUGAUAUAAUUAGUUUAAGAGAUUAAUAAUGAUCAAUUGAUUACAUGGGUUGACACACUUGGUAUUAUACUUGGAUCAAUAGCUAAUUUCGUCUUUGGUAAGAUGGCUGAUUCGAUUAUAUUCUCUGUCUUGUUACAUAAAUUAUUAAUAAUGAUGAGUAUAAUAGCUGUAAUGAUUCCUAUUUCAUUGAAUAUAUCUAAAGAUUUAUUCAUUAUUGGUAAUCUUUUAAAAUGUAUUAAUAGAUUAUUUAUUAUUAUCAAUUGUAUCUAAAGGAAUAAUUGUAAUAUUAGGUCCAGGAUUACUUUAAAUAUUUGGUAAAAAAACAGGUGCAGAUAUACUCCCUAUUGUUAAUUUUAGUGGAUUGUUGGGCUUCAUCAUAUCAGCUCUAUCAAUAUUGUUAAUAGUUCCAAUAUUGAGAUUUGAUGGCACAUUCAUUUUCUAAGGUUUGUUAAUUGGAUUAGCUGCCUAUAGUACUAAAAAGCUCAAUUAAUGA
Paramecium pentaurelia is the source of this 1390-nucleotide messenger RNA. The record is from the annotation of a GenBank genome assembly. Lineage: Eukaryota; Ciliophora; Oligohymenophorea; Peniculida; Parameciidae.